ACGGGAAGACAGAAGGAGAGCGGUAUACUGAGAGAUGGGACACAUUCUCGGGCUACACGUAAACCCUGGUUCUCUAUCCACCGGCCUUCACUUCUCCGACAUUCUCCGAUGUCGGAACCUUGAUUCGAACUGGGCUUUCCUUCUCCAGACAAAGAUUGUCAAUUGCAAAGGCAGAUUUUAUUGCCUUUUCUCCAAUAACAACAGAGAGGAACAAGCACGUAAAGCACUGGAAAGUGCCCUUGGUGGGAAGAAGAAUGAAUUCGAGAUGUGGAACAAAGAGAUCAAGCAAAGGGAAGAAUCGGGUGGCGGAAAAGACGGAAGUGGAGGAAGAGGAGGCUGGUUUGGAGGUGGCGGAUGGUUUGGUUGGUCCAAUGGCGAUCAUUUCUGGAGCGAAACCCAACAGGCAGGCCUUACUGUCUUAGCCAUCGUUAUCAUGUAUAUGAUUGUCGCGAAAGGAGAAACGCUAGCCGCUCUUGUGUUCAACCCGUUGUUGUAUGGUUUACGAGGAACCCGAGAAGGUUUUACUUCUCUAACAUCAAAGCUCAUGGGAAGAAAAGCUUCUGAAAGCGACAAUGGUGAUUCAGACAAGACAUGGAAGAAGGAAGAGUACGGAUAUGUCUCCGCUAAAGAAAGCGUUGUCCGAAAAUGGGGAAGUGACUGAAAAUCUUUACUUACGUUUGACGUCGUAAAGAUUUCCGGAUUUUUCAGGGAUUUGGCUUUGAACAUUAGAGAAGAUACAACGUAGAUUUGGAUUGUCUUCUUGUAAACGAAAUGCUUCAGCUGUAUUCCUUUUCAGAAAUGUUUUCUUUGUUAAAGAGAAGAUACAUCUCCAUAUC
This is a messenger RNA of Tarenaya hassleriana, 836 nucleotides long. RefSeq lists its product as uncharacterized. Bases 35 to 661 code for a protein of 208 amino acids. NCBI's taxonomy places the organism in Eukaryota, Viridiplantae, Streptophyta, Magnoliopsida, Brassicales, Cleomaceae. The transcript is spliced from 3 exons. The record is from RefSeq and is a predicted model, not a curated record.